Molecule: messenger RNA, 2496 nt
Organism: Armigeres subalbatus
Lineage: Eukaryota; Metazoa; Arthropoda; Insecta; Diptera; Culicidae
Gene: ort
Product: glycine receptor subunit alpha-3
Exons: 6
Coding region: 325-1662 (445 amino acids)
Biological process (GO): signal transduction; nervous system process; regulation of membrane potential
Cellular component (GO): synapse; plasma membrane; neuron projection
Molecular function (GO): chloride channel activity; transmembrane signaling receptor activity; excitatory extracellular ligand-gated monoatomic ion channel activity
Source: RefSeq, a predicted model, not a curated record
ACCUCGCUUGCGUCGGAUCGGGAAAUUAAGAAUCGCAACGUUUUUUCUUCCGUGGGAGAUUUUUAGUGACAUGUAUGAUAAAUCUCAGCAGAAAUGCAGUGAUAUAAUAGUGUAAAAGGAUAUUUUAGAAACCAAUUAUGAACUGCAUCACUGAUUGGAAUUGAAAUAUAUUAGUGCAAAUGUUCAAAACCAAAGUGGUAGUCUUAAGUGCACAACUCAAUGAUAUUUCAAAUUGCUAGUUAGUGAAACACAUUGUACCAUUUAGUCUGGAUUAACUCGCAUAUCAAUUGUUCACGUACUAAAGGAAACAUUUAACAACUUGUCAUGCUCUUAGAUUAUGUGACAUCACUAUUGUUAACACUAUCGACAGUAUGUAUCACAGGCAUCGCCGGAGAGAGCUAUCAAACCAGCCUCACCUUCAAUGACAUCCUUCCGGAAGACCCAAAGCUGUACGACAAAAUGCGCCCACCCAAGAAGGACGGCCAGCCAACCACGGUACUGUUCCACGUGACGGUCAUGGGUCUUGACUCGAUCGACGAAACCUCGAUGACGUACGCGGCGGACAUAUUUUUCGCGCAAACCUGGAAGGACCACCGGCUGAGGCUGCCGGAGAACAUGACCUCCGAGUACCGGCUGCUGGAGGUCGAGUGGCUCAAGAACAUGUGGCGGCCGGACUCGUUCUUCAAGAACGCCAAAUCGGUCACGUUCCAAACGAUGACCAUUCCCAAUCACUACAUGUGGCUGUACAAGGACAAGACGAUCCUGUACAUGGUCAAGCUGACCUUGAGACUGUCCUGUGCGAUGAACUUUCUCAUUUAUCCACACGACACGCAGGAAUGUAAACUGCAGAUGGAGAGCUUAUCGCAUACAACAGACGACAUGAUUUUCCAGUGGGAUCCGGAAGUUCCAUUAGUGGUAGACGAGCACAUCGAGUUGCCUCAGCUGGCUCUGGUCAAAAACAACACAGCGGACUGUACCCAGGUAUAUUCGACGGGUAACUUCACCUGCCUUGAAGUAGUGUUCGUGCUGAAGCGUCGGCUUGGCUACUAUCUCUUCCACACGUACAUCCCAACGUGUUUGAUCGUCAUUAUGUCGUGGGUCUCGUUUUGGAUCAAACCGGAAGCGGCGCCAGCCCGCGUAACGCUCGGCGUUACAUCACUCCUAACCCUCUCGACGCAGCACGCCAAAUCGCAGGCAUCGCUUCCGCCGGUGUCCUAUCUGAAGGCGGUGGACGCCUUCAUGUCCGUCUGUACGGUGUUCGUGUUCAUGGCCCUGAUGGAGUACUGCUUGGUGAACAUCGUUCUCGGAGACUCCGAUCCCCCGAAUCCGAAGCCGCCACCACCCAAGAUGGACCGGUUCUUCGACUUUAACGCCCCAGGGAAGAACGGGAAACGAGGCAGCAAGUCAAUAGAGAACAGCGAAACGACGACGGUGAACACAUUUCAGAGACAGGAAAGCACCUUACUAUUAUCGCCUGUUCCGCACAUUCAAACCAUCCCGCCACCUCCAUGCAAGCCUGCGUCAGCAAUCCCGAAGCUCACCCCGGCACAAAUACGACUAAAACGAGCGAUCAACAUCGAUCGAUUUUCGAGAGUUUUCUUUCCUCUGCUUUUCACGCUCCUGAACACCGCAUACUGGAUCAUGUUCUAUGAAUAUAUCUAAGAAGCGUUACAUUUUCUAACAAGGAAACUAAAGACAUAAACUUCAAACAGUUUGAAUUAAAAAAUAAAACCUUAAUACACAUUGACAAACCAUUAUUUGUGGGACAAAGCAGAAAGCAAUCCAAAAUUCGAAGAAUAUUUAGUGAACUGUAAAUUGUUGAUACACCAUGCGCCUCCAUGUGACGAUUUCAAAACUGAUAGUUCGUAAUUGGGUACAUAAAUACAAAAGAUAUUUUAGUUACUAGAUAAAGAUUGUCGCUACUGUUCCCUUUGUUCUGCUGUCCGAAACAUGUGUGGUACAUACCUGUCAAAUCGUAUGGAUUUUCCUUCUUUGACAUUUAGCUCCCCUAUCCUCGCCAGCAAAAGAUGUUCCGGACAGCGACGACAGCGACAAUCUUUAUCUAGUAACUAAAAUAUCUUUUAUAAAUACCUACCUAUAGGAUAAUAAGAAUUAGCAGAAUAGUCAUAAAAAUGAAUAGCCGACACGUGGCACAAAUUAAAGAUUACCAAUUAUUGUUAAGCACCAAAAUUACUAUCGGAAAGAACACAAAUUUAUGUACUUCUUAUCUAAUAAAUUAUUACACAAUCUAAUGAAUCAAUUGUUAAAUUUAGCUGUAGUGGAUAUUUCAUUAGUUGUCGAAUUAUGAAAAGUUCUCCAAUAUACUUAAAUAAGUGUUCAUUGUUAUAAUUGUGAAAAUCUUGAAUAUGUUCUAAUAGUUUUGUAAAUAUAAGCUCGAAUCGGCCAAUAAAUAUCUGAUUAAUGGUUAUAGUUCAAAAUGUUUUGUCUUUUCUUAUUUCCUCAGGCACGGUACACGUUGUUUUAUAUUUUUGACAG